Molecule: messenger RNA, 852 nt
Organism: Alligator sinensis (Chinese alligator)
Lineage: Eukaryota; Metazoa; Chordata; Crocodylia; Alligatoridae
Gene: CARTPT
Product: CART prepropeptide
Exons: 4
Coding region: 1-210 (69 amino acids)
Biological process (GO): negative regulation of appetite; positive regulation of MAPK cascade; cellular response to starvation
Molecular function (GO): neuropeptide hormone activity
Source: RefSeq, a predicted model, not a curated record
AUGCGGGAGAAGGAGCUGAUCGUGGCCCUGCAGGAGGUGCUGGAGAAGCUGAAGAGCAAGCGCCUGCCCUCGGUGGAGAAGAAGCUGGGCUGGGUGCCCUCGUGCGACGCCGGCGAGCAGUGCGCCGUCAGGAAAGGCGCCCGCAUCGGGAAGCUCUGCAACUGCCCCCGCGGCACGGCCUGCAACUUCUACAUCCUCAAGUGCCUGUGAAGGCCCGGGCCGGGGGAAGAGAGCCAUGCGGGGGCUCCCAGUCCUGUCCUGUCCUGUCCUGCUCUUCUGGGGGCUCCCAGGAGGGGUCUUUGGUUUGUUGUGUGCUCUGGGAAACAUCUCCCCGUCCCCCCUUCCAGCACCCUGGGAGCUCCGGCUGGAAGGAGCACCCUCCACAAAGCCCAUCCCAGCCCGUCCUUGCUGCCCUGGGGGGGCAAGAAGCAGCCGGUUCCCAAAGGCACCGGGCUGCUGGCGUCGUGGGGCCUCAGUACCACCCUCAGCCUGGCUCCUUGGCCCGUCUCCCUUCCCCGGGGCCAGAGAUGCGGCAGAGGCAAUCCCCCACCCUCCCGUCAGCCUGGCCCCCAGGCUGCUCUGACUCGAGCUAAUUAGCGGCAGUCCCCAAGGUGCCAUCCAGGGAUGUCAGGAAGCCCCUGGUGCAGGUGGGGGUGGGAAUCUCCCCAUCUCACUGCCCCCCGCGUUUCCAGCCUGCACCACGGGGGAGCUCCGCCAUGCCCGUUCAGACCGUGUGCCCCCUUGGACGGGGGCUCUGGCCACACGCGUGGCGCCCAGCGCGGCAGAGCUGUGGUCCUGCCAGAGCCUCCUGCCUCCUGUACCGCAGCACAAUCGUUUCCAAAUAAAGCCUGU